GAAUAGCAGUUGCAGAAUCUCAAGGAGACCAAGUAUUCGUAGAAGGAGCACAGACGGCUUCGCUCGUGAACUGGACAUUGCCUAAAGAUCCCUGUGGAGGUGUUGACGCAGGAUGGAGUCGACACAGAGGGCGAGAUGUCCAAGUAAGGACACGAUUCUCAUCCUGGUGCCUGACGAACCCAAAGAAGAAGUCAUCAGCAGUCUCCAAAAGCACUAUCCUGGGGUAAAGAUACAUUGGAGAAGCGUGAAAGCGCCACUCAGUGUCGACGAUAUACCGCAGGAAAUCUGGGAUACGGCCACGAUUGUAUGGGGGUUUGAAAUACCCAAGGAUGCGUUUCUCCCAAAGCUUCGGUUUGUACAACUGAACUCUGCCGGAGCGGAUCAUUGGGCCAAAAACCGACAUUACCAAGAUCCUAAUAUCUUGUUCUGUACCUCAAACGGUGCUCAUCCACCCCAAAUUGCCGAAUGGGUCAUAGGAAGUUGGUUGUCUCAUCAACAUCAAUUCCGGAAAUACAGCAGCUACAUGCAACAAGGAUACUGGGAACCCCUCUUCCAAAGCAGUUUCCAGGAUUCUUGGGGACUUCGAAUGGGUAUCUUGGGGUACGGGGCCAUAGGACGGCAGUGUGCCAACCUUGCGAGAGCCCUCGGGAUGGAUGUCAUAGCGUACACAGCUCGUGAAAGGCUGACACCUGAAUCUCGGAAGGACGACAGUUAUUGCGUGCCAGGGACUGGAGAUCCAGACGGGUUACUACCGUCGAGGUGGUUUCACGGCACGACAAAGGAGGAUCUUAACAACUUUCUAGACCAGGAUCUCGACAUCCUGGUCAUCUGCCUUCCCUUGACAGCUUCCAACCGAAACAUGAUUUCCAGACAGCAAUUCGAGGUUCUUGCGAAGAAGAAGACGUUCGUGAGUAAUGUCGCUCGAGGCGGACACGUGAACACCGACGACUUGGUCGAAGCAUUGGAGAAAGGCAUGAUUCGGGGAGCUGCAGUAGAUGUGACUGAUCCUGAGCCACUGCCCAAAGAUCAUCCUUUGUGGAAGGCUCCAAACCUUUUGAUAACGCCUCACAUCAGUUGGGUAUCGACUAAUCAUUGGAGUCGGGUGCUUGCAAUCUUCGAACAUAAUCUCGCCGUGCUGAACCACGGUGGAGAGUUUGUCAAUAGAGUCAACAAAGAGCUUCAUUAUUAG
This is a messenger RNA of Exophiala xenobiotica, 1189 nucleotides long. RefSeq lists its product as uncharacterized. The record is from RefSeq and is a predicted model, not a curated record. The coding region runs from base 113 to 1189 and encodes 358 amino acids. NCBI's taxonomy places the organism in Eukaryota, Fungi, Ascomycota, Eurotiomycetes, Chaetothyriales, Herpotrichiellaceae. The transcript is spliced from 3 exons. Gene Ontology annotation, molecular function: NAD binding.